Cyanidioschyzon merolae strain 10D is the source of this 666-nucleotide messenger RNA. RefSeq lists its product as hypothetical. Gene Ontology annotation, molecular function: deubiquitinase activity. The transcript has a single exon. Lineage: Eukaryota; Rhodophyta; Bangiophyceae; Cyanidiales; Cyanidiaceae. Bases 1 to 666 code for a protein of 221 amino acids. Gene Ontology annotation, biological process: protein deubiquitination. The record is from RefSeq and is a predicted model, not a curated record.
AUGGGCACCAGGAAAGAAUUGAGCCUCAGCGAACGCAAAGUCGUGGUAAACGUUUACGACAUUGUCGACCUGGCAAGCACAAACGACCGGCUCUACCGGCUUGGACUCGGGGUAUACCACACUGGUGUCGUUCUGGGAAGAAGGGAAUAUGCGUACGGUUUUAAGUGGGGCCCCGGGACGGGAGUUUUCUAUACGACACCUCGCUGUGCGCCAAACGCGCGCUACCGUCAGAGCCUAGAGUUCGGGCCGAUUAUCGUAACAGCAACGGAGGCGAGAGAGCGCUUCCGAAGAGUUUGUGAAGAGUUUACUGGUUCGAGCUAUCAUCUAUUGGACAAGAACUGCAACACAUUCACCGCUCGAGUUGUUUAUGAUCUCACGGGCCAGAAACUACCGUCCUGGAUCAACCGAACCGCCCGUUGGGCAUCGGUUUUCCGGUGCUUGCUUCCUCCAGAGCUAGCGCAACCGCAGUCCGUGCCGAGUGCAGAGAUGCUGCCCUCAAGUCAUGCACUGGAAUAUCGAUCCAUGUUAUCUGGUCCUCCGGGGACGGAGGAAUGCUCCGAUGGGGACGCGCACAGCGGAAGCACGCUGUCGCGGGCGAGCACGCCCCCGAAGGAGGACUCGCAACCCUUGCCUCCUCGAGUUGAGCUGAACGAGAUCCUCCAAUAA